Messenger RNA from Acanthochromis polyacanthus (spiny chromis), 1058 nucleotides. It is a transcript of the gene drc12, whose product is annotated as coiled-coil domain containing 153. NCBI's taxonomy places the organism in Eukaryota, Metazoa, Chordata, Actinopteri, Pomacentridae. The record is from RefSeq and is a predicted model, not a curated record. The coding region runs from base 1 to 615 and encodes 204 amino acids. The transcript has 7 exons.
AUGGCAACCUACCCACCAAACAUGCCUCCAAAGAAAAAGACUAAAAAGACUCCGAAGAAGAAAACUGCAGAAAGUGAAAAUGACUUGGAAGAGAAGUACAGGCGCAGUGUUCUGGAUAUAGCCGUCCUGCAGGAUCACAUCACCUUACAGUGCGAGUCGGUAAGAAAGGUCCAGGCUGACAGAAUCGACCUGAGGAGUCGUGUGAGAGACAUGGAACAGAAGCUGCAGCACGAGAGACAAGACCACAGGGACGUCAGCUCCGACCUCAGUCGCCAAUACAAAACCAUGCAGACAGAGCUGACCAGCAAGGUGGAGAGGCCUGAGAAGGAGGCGAGCCAGCUAAAGGAAGAACUUGUCUUGAGUCAAGAAGAACUGAGCAAAGAGAAACAGAAGCGUGAGCAAGUGGAGCAGGAGAAGGACGCCAUCAUUGUAGGUCUUCAACACAAGCUGGACAACCUGGAAACAGAUUAUGAGAAGAUCCUGAUUGAGACUCUCGACAGCCUGACAUCCCAGCUGUCUGUGGCACGACGGGGAUGGGAGGACAAAAGUACAGCGCUUCAUCAAAACUACAAGGAGCUGCUAGCUGAAUUUGGCCUGAAAGCACUGGACAUUUAAAAAAAAAAAGUUCUUCUCAGUGAGACGCACUUGUUUGAAGUUGUUUCUACAACUUCACUCUAUUCUGUCAAACUGCUGCUUGAGGUUUUGGCUCAACUGAAAGUGAACUCUGCAGCAGCAUCAAUUUGCAGCCCACCGUUUUGAUAUGCCUAACACAUGGAUGGAUGCUGUCAUUAUAUAUUUUACAGUCAGAGAACUAAAUCAGUUUAGUUACCUGUGCAUAUAUGCAGUAGUUCAUCAUGUAGUGUCUGUAAUGUCAUGUAAUGCCCACUAGAUGUAGCAAAUGACUGUUUAUGGUCGGGAGUUUGCAGUCAGAAUACCCAAUGAUACCCAGCUGCUUCUACAGUGUGUGUUCUCUGUUUUAUAUGUUUCGAUACAUAGUGUAAUUGGUUGUUUAUGUAAUGAAAUAUUUAAAAGUUAAAUAAAAGCAUGUGAGGACUACA